AUCUAUCUAGAGGCUAGGAUGGAGGCUGUAUAUCUGACAGUGUAAAGGUAACAGGAGAGGAUAUAACAGUAUACCGACCUCAACCCACCAGCCUCCUCCUCUCAAACAAUAACAAUGAAAACCGGUUUUAACAAGAAAAAACAACUUGUUUGACCAACCCUAAAGAAGGACAAGUGUACAUAUAUAUAUGUAGAGAAUAAAACUAUAGUGAAGGAGGAGAAUGCAAUCAAGGAAUUGAAAAUUAAACUCCGGAAGGGUUUAUACAAUCAACUUCUAUAUAAAGGUUGAGAACUUUUAUAGAUGAAAAUACAGGGCAAGGAUGUUGUCCGUCAGGGUUACAGAAUGUCUGAAGGGUGGAUCUAUUAGAUCUAGUUGAUGGGAGAACAUGGCAGACAGGAUACAAUGACAUCAUAUUCGUAUUCGUACAGGGGGACUGGAGAUGAGAAAUGUCCUCCAGUAUAUUCCUACCAAUACAAUACCUGUCAAGAAGAAGAUGACAGCAUAGAGUUUAAACUGCGCUGUCCUUCCAUCACAUCUUUCAGAUGGUGUUUAAAGCUGUACAGUCUUGUACUGGGAGGAUUGGGUACAUUUCUCUCCUUUAUCUGGGUUUGCUUCCACCUAUAUGUACUCAGCCAAACAGAAAUACAUGAUCUAAGGAUGAUGAGGUAUCUGGAUAUAGGACUGGGCUUGAUGAUGUUUAGCUCUAUGAUAAGUUUAAUAUACGCGGGUUAUGCUGAAUCAAAAUCAUGGCUUGUUGUCUAUACUACAGGCUCGAUGAGUGUACUGGUGUUGUACUGGAGUUGGACUGGGUACAACAAGUAUGUGAGUAAAGAGAACCCAGAGUACAAUGAGGAGGUGGAAGAAGUUACUGUUGUACUAACUAUUGUGUACUGUGUUCUCCUAAUCCCUCUAAUACUCUACUACCGGGCCAUUCAUAACACUGGGCACAUUCACUGUAACAACUGCCAAAACUGCCAACACCCCACACGAUCCUCGUACAGAACCAAACAGUUGGAAGAUGACUAGUUAGCCUAGUGGUGUGAACCUAGCGGAUUAUUUAGCUGUGAUAAUGGAGAGAUUCCUCUUAGAAGAAAUCAAGCGGUUUAUCUUUAGAUGAAAACUAGCGGAUUCAACUAAAGAUGAAAACUAGCGGAUUCAACUUUAGAAGAAAACUAGCGGAUUUAUCUUUAGAUGAAAACUAGCGGAUUCAACUUUAGAAGAAAACUAGCGGAUUCAACUUAAGAUGAAACCUAGUGUAUUCAACUUUAGAAGAAAACUAGCGGAUUUAUCUUUAGAUGAAAACUAGCGGAUUCAACUUUAGAAGAAAACUAGCGGAUUCAACUUAAGAUGAAACCUAGUGUAUUCAACUUUAGAAGAAAACUAGCGGAUUUAUCUUUAGAUGAAAACUGACGGAUUCAAUUUUAGAUGAAAACUAGCAGUUUCAACUUUAGAUGAAAACUAGCUGAUUCAACUUUAGAUUAAAACUAGCGAAUUCAUCUUUAGAUGAAAACUAGCGGAUUCAACUUUAGAAGAAAACUAGCGGAUUCAGCUUUAGAUGAAAACUAGCAGAUUUAACUAUAGAUGAAAACUAGCGGAUUUAACUAUAGAUGAAACCUAGCGGAUUCAACUUUAAAUGAAAACUAGCGGAUUCAACUUUAGAAGAAAACUAGCGGAGUCAGCUUUAGAUGAAAACUAGCAGAUUUAACUCUAGAUGAAAACUAGCGGAUUCAACUUUAGAUGAAAAAAAGAUUUAACAAUUUGAAGAACUCGGAUUUGGAAAUUAAAAAACGUUCAAAACUCUAAAAACAAGUUUUAAGAAUAUAAUAAAAUCGUUUCAAAGCAUGUGUAUUUGGUAUUUUAAUGAUUUAAAACUUUUUCUAAAUCCUAAAUAUUAUAUUGCGACAUUCAACUUUUCCAGCAAAUUUGAGUUUAAACCAGCAGCAGAAGCUCAAACCGAAUUAGUCCCAUUCAUAAAUUUUAGACUUCAAAACAGUGUGUAUAAUUUUAAACAUAGUUUGAAACGGUUUUACAGGUUUAUUUUUGCAAGUAAGGGGAAUGGUUUGGGAGUGCUUGGCUAAAAUUUUGGGCUUUUCAUGUUUAAUGUUAAUUAAAGUAAAUAUGUCGAUGUAAACAGUAACAAAAAAGAUGUUGUUUGGUUUAAAGGGGGUGUUCAUUUUGAAAGAGCGAAAUACAAAAUGAAAAUAUGAUAAUUCAUAAUUUACUCAUGAUUUCGUUUUUUUUCAUGAACACUCUCUUUGGGGUAUAACAAACCUUUAAUUGAUCUAUUGAUCAAUAGAUCAAUAGAUCAAUAGAACAAUAGAUCAAUAGAUUAAUAGAUCCAUAGAUCAAUGAAUCAAGUUUCCGUCUUUCGAAAAAGAAUGAGUACGAUGUAUUUGUUCACAUUGGUACUGAAAAUAAAGGGGGUGACCGAGCCUCUUUGGAAAAGAAAAAGAAUGGUUGGGGAAGAUAAAAAGGGGCCCAACCCCCUUGGAUGAAUUCCUAUGUUCCCCACUGGCCAACUUGUUGUUAACAUUCCAGGAGAAUAACAUGAGAGAAACGAAUAUUCUGAUACAGUGUGUUUCACCAAACACGAUUUUUGUCAGAAAUUUCUAAUUUUCAAGCGAUUUAAAAUUUAAAAUAACAUUUAAAUAUUUAACAGGGUGAAAUCAAAGUAAAUUUCUAGCCAUUCUUACUUGCAAAAAAAUCGUGUUUUGUGACCCACACUGUAUCAUGUUAAAACGGUCGUUUUCUUGGAUACGAAAUAUCUAUCAAAAUAUAUUUGUAAUAUUACAUGUUCUUGUUUCUUGUUUCAAUGUAUUUUUAUGUGUUUAAUCAUAACAUUCUAGAACAAGGAAGAAAUAUUCUCAUUUAAAAAAUCUCCGAAUGGAUUCGAAUCAAAAUCAAAUUUUUAAAUUCUGAACGUUUGAUU
Messenger RNA from Eurytemora carolleeae, 2929 nucleotides. RefSeq lists its product as uncharacterized. NCBI's taxonomy places the organism in Eukaryota, Metazoa, Arthropoda, Copepoda, Calanoida, Temoridae. The coding region runs from base 376 to 1026 and encodes 216 amino acids. The record is from RefSeq and is a predicted model, not a curated record. The transcript has 9 exons.